GGCAGAGGCCUUGAGGGUGUCUGUCUGGGGAACUAAGAGCAGCAGUACUUUCAGAUUCAGCCCACACAGAACUAUCCUCCAGGCCUCUAGGAGCCCGGGGGAUGUGCAGCGGGCAGAGGGGCUGGAAGUGAUCUCCCUGUGAUGGGCCCUUUCUAAGGAGAGAGGUCUCCAAGAGAUCACCCCACCGGAGAAAAGAAGGAAUGAGCGAGUUGUGAAUUUUAGACUGUUGUUGCACAUGGACCUCUGGGAAGAUGUCUGGCAAGAGCUAGGCCCACUGGCCCAUAAGGAUCCUGCUGGCUCACCUGUCACCUUGGAGGCACCUCUGGGAAGGCAAGAUGCCCAUCAACAGCACUGUCCUGUCGCUGGCCAACUAUACCUACAUCACCAUGGAGAUUUUCAUCGGGCUCUGUGCCAUAGUGGGCAAUGUGCUGGUCAUCUGGGUGGUCAAGCUGAACGCCAGCCUGCAGACCACCACCUUCUAUUUCAUUGUCUCCCUCGCACUGGCUGACAUUGCUGUUGGGGUGCUGGUCAUGCCUCUGGCCGUUGUCAUCAGCCUGGGCAUCAGAGUCCACUUCUACAGCUGCCUUUUCAUGACCUGCCUGCUGCUGAUCUUUACCCACGCUUCCAUCAUGUCCUUGCUGGCCAUUGCUGUGGACCGGUACCUGCGGGUCAAGCUUACUGUCAGAUACAGGAGGGUCACCACUCAGAGAAGAAUAUGGCUGGCCCUGGGCUUUUGCUGGCUGGUGUCAUUCCUGAUGGGAUUGACCCCCAUGUUUGGCUGGAACAUGAAAAUGACCCCAGGAUAUCACAGAAAUGCCACCUUCUUCUCCUGCCAGUUCCGUUCGGUCAUAAGAAUGGACUAUAUGGUCUACUUCAGCUUCUUCGCCGGGAUUUUAAUUCCCCUAGUUGUCAUGUGCGGCAUCUACCUUGACAUCUUCUACAUCAUCCGGAAUAAACUCAGUCAGAACUUUUCUAGCUCUAAAGAGACAAGUGCAUUUUAUGGACGGGAGUUCAAGACGGCUAAGUCCCUGUCUCUGGUUCUCUUCUUGUUUGCUCUGUCCUGGCUGCCGUUAUCCAUCAUGAACUGUGUCAUCUACUUUAAUGGUGAAGUACCGCAAGUUGUGUUGUACUUGGGCAUCCUGCUGUCCCAUGCUAACUCCAUGAUGAACCCUAUCGUCUAUGCUUAUAAAAUUAAGAAGUUCAAGGAAACCUACCUUUUGAUCCUCAAAGCCUGUGUGAUCUGCCAUCCCUCUGAUUCCUUGGACCCAAGCAUUGAGCAGACUUCUGAGUAGUUAUCCAUGAAAGAUGACUCUCUGUCUCAUUGACCUUCAGGUUGACCAUCAACAAACACUUUAGGGCCUGGCCUAUCUGCCUGGGCCAAGGGCUUUUUGCAUCAUUGAUUCCAUCUGUUGAGGUGGGGAGCAUUUGGCUGGCUGCCUCCUCUCAUACCUCCCCUACAAUGUUCUUCCUCCACUUCAAUUGUUUUUCUUGUCUUUCUUCCCGAAUUCAAUUUUCUGGAGGCCUGACUUGAGGAUGAUGUAUUAUUUUACUAUUGCCUGUGUUCCUCCUUCCCAAACAGAAGAAGAAGUCAUAGAGCCUGAAAGGUGCCUCAUUGACUUACCAACAAAAGACUCUAAUUGGUCUGGACACGUAUGUGAUAGUGACUCAGUUCCACGCCAUUGCGGAAUUUAGCAAAGAAUUCGCUCUUGGAAGAUGCCUAGGAGAUGGUACGAACAGAAGGAGUGAACUGAGUUUAAGGAGGAUUUAAACUGCUGCUGAAUUUACCUGUGGUUGUGUUUGAGUAAAUAAAAGAUGAUAGCUAA
This is a messenger RNA of Propithecus coquereli (Coquerel's sifaka), 1823 nucleotides long. It is a transcript of the gene ADORA3, whose product is annotated as adenosine A3 receptor. Gene Ontology annotation, cellular component: plasma membrane; dendrite; synapse. The coding region runs from base 336 to 1292 and encodes 318 amino acids. NCBI's taxonomy places the organism in Eukaryota, Metazoa, Chordata, Mammalia, Primates, Indriidae. The transcript is spliced from 2 exons. Gene Ontology annotation, molecular function: G protein-coupled adenosine receptor activity. Gene Ontology annotation, biological process: G protein-coupled adenosine receptor signaling pathway. The record is from RefSeq and is a predicted model, not a curated record.